Molecule: messenger RNA, 2671 nt
Organism: Papilio xuthus (Asian swallowtail)
Lineage: Eukaryota; Metazoa; Arthropoda; Insecta; Lepidoptera; Papilionidae
Gene: Pmp70
Product: ATP binding cassette subfamily D member Pmp70
Exons: 16
Coding region: 29-2035 (668 amino acids)
Biological process (GO): very long-chain fatty acid catabolic process; fatty acid beta-oxidation; peroxisome organization
Cellular component (GO): peroxisomal membrane
Molecular function (GO): long-chain fatty acid transmembrane transporter activity; ATP hydrolysis activity; ATP binding
Source: RefSeq, a predicted model, not a curated record
CUUGAUUCAACCAGUCACAAAUUUUACAAUGGCUCCGAAUUUUAGUAAAAUUACUUCAAGAACAGAUGUCAAGAUUGCAAUAGCUGCUACGGCGGCAAUCAGUGCAUGGUUAAUAAAGAAUUCUAUAAAAACUAGUAAAACAAAAUGUCCACGGCCUGGUCAACUCUCUCCAGAAGAGAGAGUCCAAUACAUGAUAAAGGAAAAAAACAAAAAGGAUCCUAAGGCGCAAGUGAAUGCAAGAUUCUUUGCCGAACUGAAAGUACUAUGGAAAAUUAUGGUGCCUGGAUUGUGGUCAAAGGAGAGUGGUUUCAUGGUGUUAAUAGCAAUGGCUCUUGUUUCAAGAACUAUGUGUGAUUUGUGGUUAAUCCAGCAUACUACAUUAGUUGAAGGGUCCAUCAUCACAAUGAAUCAUAAAGAGUUCAGGCGACUUAUAGGACAAGUUUUCCUAGCUAUGCCACUGAUAUCUGUGGUGAAUAAUGUUCUAAAAUGGAGUAUAGGUGAAACUAAAUUAAGGCUUAGGACAAAUCUUACAUUACAUUUAUAUCAAAAAUAUCUCAAAGGUUUCACUUACUAUCAAGUCACAAAUUUGGACAAUCGGAUAUCGAACGCGGAUCAGUUAUUAACCACCGAUAUUGAUAAGUUCUGUGACACAGUUAUUGAUCUGUACAGUAACAUAAGCAAGCCUCUUUUGGACAUUGGACUUUACCUGUACAGAUUAACAGUAAACUUAGGCCCAUCGACACCCGGUAUAAUGAUGGCAUAUCUAUUCGUGUCUGGAAUAUUUUUGACAUAUCUAAGACGACCUACGGCUCGUAUGACGGUUCAAGAGCAAAAACUUGAAGGUGAAUUCAGAUACGUCAAUUCGAGGCUUAUCACCAAUUCAGAGGAGAUUGCUUUUUACCAAGGCAACAACCGCGAGAAGCUGACGCUGCUGGCCAGCUUCUACAAGCUGACGCGGCAUCUGCGCAACUUCCUCAACUUCCGAGUCGCCAUGGGCUUUGUCGACAACAUCAUCGCCAAAUAUGUGGCAAUAAUAGUCGGAUUCUAUGCAGUUUCUCGUCCCUUCUUCGUCAAGGAUCACAACUUACUCACAACCAGCACUGAAAAUGAUCGAUUUAAGCACUACUACACGUACGGGCGCAUGCUGGUGAAGAUGGCGGAGGGCAUCGGGCGGCUGGUGCUGUCGGGGCGCGAGCUGAGCAAGCUGGCGGGGCUGACGGCGCGCGUCACGCAGCUGCACCAAGUGCUGGAUGAUGUCAACUCCGGCAACUACAAGCGCACCAUGGUUGACAGGAACAACCAUAAUACUAACGAGGGUGGUCCGCUGUCGCUGGUGCCUGGUGCGGGGCGCAUCAUCUACAAGGACAAGAUCAUCCGCUUUGACAAGGUGCCGCUCGUCACACCCAACGGUGACGUACUCAUCAGAGAACUUACAUUUGAAGUGCGAUCUGGUAUGAACGUGUUGGUGUGCGGACCCAACGGAUGCGGCAAGUCCUCCAUGUUCCGUCUGCUGGGAGAGUUGUGGCCGAUAUUCGGGGGCACUCUCACCAAGCCUCCGCGCGGCAAUCUCUUCUAUGUCCCGCAGAGACCUUACAUGACGCUCGGCACACUACGCGAUCAGGUGAUCUACCCGCAAAGUCGCGAGGAGAUGUUGCGGCGAAAGAGGUCUGACAGCGAGCUGGCGCGCUUCCUGCAGCUGGUGCAGCUGGCGUAUCUCGCUGACAGAGAGGGAGGCUGGGACGCUGUCGAGGACUGGAUGGAUGUUCUCUCCGGCGGCGAGAAGCAGAGGAUAGCUAUGGCGCGUCUGUUCUACCACGAGCCGCAGUUCGCGAUACUGGACGAGUGCACGAGCGCCGUCUCUGUCGACGUAGAAGGACAAAUGUACCAGUACUGCAGAGAGAUGGGAAUAUCAUUGUUCACGGUGUCGCAUCGUAAAUCGUUAUGGCAACAUCACGACCACUACCUGCGCAUGGACGGCCGCGGCGGCUACGAGUUCGCCGCCAUCGACAAAGACACGCAGGAAUUCGGCUCCUGAUCGACGCACGCGCAUCUCACCGCGCACACUACCGCCAUCUCUCAACACCUGUAAAACAACUGCGAGUUGAAUAUAUUACUAUAAGUUCCUUCUUUUUAUAAGAAAAUCUGGCGAUUUUUUUUUAAUAAUUUAGUAAAUAUUGUUGUUUAUAAAUCGAAUAUAAAUCUUUUGAGGGUAAAGUUUUUUGUGGGAACUUAAAAAAUUGUACACUCAAGUCUUAGGGGGAGUUUGUCGCCCCUUCCUUAAGAUAUACGGUAAAAUACUUAGUAAAUUUAUCAUUUUGUAAAGUAUCGUAUAUAUAAAAUUCUCGUAUCACAAUUUUCCUUCCCAUAGCGAAACGGCUUGACCGAUUCUCAUGAAAUUUUGUGAGCAUAUUGAGUUGCUCUGAGAAUCAGCUAACAUCUAUUAUUAGUAAUUAAUUCUGCUAAUGCAAGCUGACAUAAAAGGGACAAAAGGUAACAUGACAUAGUUCUUAUAAAUCAUUACAUAAUCACCUCAGACCACAAUCUCAGACAAGUAACGACACGUAUUUUAAGAACGACCACAAUUUUAAUAAACUACAUAAAAAAUGUACAAAAUUGUGUUGUACGUUAGCUAAAUAGUUUACAAGCAACUCAUUUAAACUAUAUUAUGUAU